AUGACCAAUCAUCCACAGUGUGAAGCUUGCAAGAAUCCUACCAAUCAAGAAUGCAAUAAAGAUUGCAUUUUUGCACCUUAUUUCCCACCGGAGAAGUCUCAAGAAUUCUCACUUCUUCUACAAGUAUAUGGUGAAAAAGAGGUGGCAGAACUUCUCAAGAAGCAAGAAGACCCCAAGAUACGUGAAACCAUACUGAAAUCUCUUCUUAUUGAGGCCAAGGCUCGUCUUAAUGAUCCUCUUUUUGGUUCUGCUGGUCUUGUCUCCGCCCUAAAUAAACGACUUGACGAAGCUGGUAAACUACUUUUUAAUGCCAAGAAGGAACUUGCAAGUUAUAUUGGUGACGACACAGGGCUUCCUACAUAUAUUCCACCAAUUAGACUGACCAAUCAUCCACAAUGUGGAGCUUGCAAGAAUCUUAAUCAAGAAUGCAAUAAAGAUUGCAUUUUUGCACCUUAUUUCCCGCCAGGGAAGUCUCAAGAAUUCUCAGUUCUUCGACAAGUAUAUGGUGAAAAAGGCGUGGAAAAAAUUCUCAAGAAGCAAGAAGACCCCAAGAUCCUUGAAGACAUACUGAAAUCUCUUGUUUAUGAGGCUGAGGCUCGUCUUAAUGAUGCUGUUUAUGGUGCUGCUGGUUACGUCUCCAUCCUUCAACAACGACUUCUUGAAGUUAGUGAACAACUUUUUAAUGCCAAGAAGGAACUUUCAAGUUAUAUUGGUGAAGAAGACGCAGGACUUCCUACAUAUAUCCCACCAGUUAAGCUGCAACAGCAGUUGAAUCCUUAUUCUUUGAUUCCAAGUCCACCAAUCUUGACAUUUGGUCCAUAUGCAGCAGUGAGAUGGGAUCAACCUGGAAUUGAUCAGGAGGUUACAACUGCAGUGGCUACAUUACAUAAUCAUGGUAUUCCUACUGCGAUACCAUUACGGAAAAAAGGGCCACCUCCUGACCUACAACAACAGAAGCCGCGUCAGCAAGAUUUUAAAGGUAAAAGAGACCCGCUGCCUUUGGAUCACGGAUUGAAUAAAACGGAUGGCAGAUCUUCUCAAAUUGAUCAAUCACCAGUGAAUCAUUGUAUCUAUAUCAACUCCAGUCACGAAAGGGACAGCAGAAAACGCAAACGAGAGGAGAUAUUAGUGUAA
This is a messenger RNA of Dovyalis caffra, 1134 nucleotides long. Lineage: Eukaryota; Viridiplantae; Streptophyta; Magnoliopsida; Malpighiales; Salicaceae. The record is from the annotation of a GenBank genome assembly.